ACACGGCACAAUGUGAUCUUCCCCGGCACGAGCUAUUAUCGACAUGAUUGAAGAACAUCCCAAGGGCGCAACGCCGGUGCAGGUCGAUUGGCAGUCCGACCAAUAUUGGAGGAACCGGAGGCUAAGCCCUGCGCAGCUGCAGGUACACGACAUUAGACUUGAAGAUAGCGGAUGGAGAACCAACUCGGACGAGAUGUUGGAGAUGCGUGAGGUCUUGAGUUCUACAUUGCUGCCGGCUUUGGGAAAUAGAGACCGUUUGGCCAACGCGAUCCCUUACGAAGAACUCACCAAGAACAGAAGUGAGCAGAUGAAUCUACGCAACUUGGCUAAUGAGUAUGGCUGGAUGAAUUGCCUGCGAAGCAAAGACGUGCAACAAAGCGUAACAGAUCCUGAGAGCUUCAGGAAGUGCCGUUGGAUACACAUCUCCAGCAAAUUCUCCGACUAUCUAUCUGGGUGCCUGCUGGCUUUGUCCGAUUGGAACGAGAAACCUUCGCAAGUUGUAACAGCAUUGCAGCGACUCGAACACUGUGUGUACCAGCAGGAAAGAUUUUCCAAACAUGGCCGUUACUUUGCGCCCUUCUUCCAGUAUUUGCAUGGCGGUGUUGUCGACAAGAAAGACUGCACCAGCGACCCAAUGCUUCUCAGCGUUCCUUUCCUCGAUUGGUCGGUGGAGGGUGAGCCACCACCUUUGAGAUUCCAAAUCGAUCCACGUGAAGGUUAUCAAUCAUCCCGCAGCUCAUCACAUCUUCUGAGAUCCAUCUUGCAGCACUUCUAUCGCCUCGAGGAUACGGCAGAUCGCGAAUCACAACAAGUCUUCACAAAGCACAAGCCAUGGUUGACAGAUCGCAACCUCGACCUGAAAGUGCGUCGAUGGUACGGGCAUUAUCCAAAGAGCCUCAAUGUCGAUGAGUUAUGGGUCUUGGUUAUCGAUGCAAGGCAUAUUGUCACAUUCUCUUCCAAUCAGUCGUGGAAGUCUCGAUGGCCACCUCUUCAACUGUCAGCUCGUAUCAUGGAGAUCUCUUUCAGAGGAAUCCGUAAUGCAUUCGUCAAUUCCUCGACUGAGCAAGACUAUACUGCCACCACUCACGUAAUAACUUGUCUGAGUGGAAGCCUGGGCAUGUUGCAUCGAAGCUUCUGGUCAGAUAUUCCUUUAUGCCUGGCAGAUCGUUACGCAAGCUACCUUGGCCAUCUUCAGUUUCGUUUGCAUCGAAGCCCUUCUACAUCUCUCGUUAUGCACCUUUUGCAAGUCCAAGAAGAGCUAAACAUCAUCAUACAAAUCAUGCAGCAGCAAAUGGAUUUGAUCAAGGAAUUACAAUUGGCAUCGAAUUCGGGCAGGAACCGUGGCUACUCGCACAGCUCGGCAAGAGAAUUCCACCAACAGAACGCGACUUCAAUUCCUCGGUCGGGCAUUGCCACUUACCGCCAGAUGUCUUUUAGUCACCUCUCAGAUCCUAGCGCACAGCUUUUGGAGAACUUGCAGCGCGAAUACAUCGAUCUGUGUGAUCUUCGAGACAACAGUAACACGUUGAUCAAUAGAACGAUCCAGCUAGUAAACAUUCGUCUCGAGGACCAUGGCAAAGCGAUUCUGGUCUUCACAAUCAUAACUAUUAUAUUCCUUCCUCUCAGCUUCGUUUCAUCCUUCUUCGGCAUGAAUUUUGCCGAUAUACGAGACAUGGACAGAACCCAAGGCUUUUUUUGGAUCAUCGCCGGUAGUUUGACUGCGGGCACGGUUGCAUUCGCAAUGUUCCUAGCGUUUUAUGGUAGUUCCAUACUAGACUGGUUCAUUGCGUGGAAGGAGAAUAAGAAGAGAAGAAGUAGAUCAAAGAAAACUGCUUUGAAGGAAGCAGCAAGAGGGAUCAAAGCGAGCGGUAUCAAGAAUUUCGAGGUGUUGGACACCAUGAGACCGAGAUAGCCGAGUGGUUUUGAUUCCUUACUGCAGCGUAUUGACAACCUACGUGAACUUUUCUCCAAAGCACAACUCAGGUACGCACAUACUUCUAGUACUGUAAUCACAUGCGUCUGAUUGGCGGCCGUUGUGUCCUCGCCAAUCUGACGGCUAAAUUACGCAUCGAAUAAGAGUUCCAAGAUACACCAGCACAUGGUCCCGGGAGCAACAACCCGAUGAUCCUUACAGGUACGAGCCUCAAACGGUCCUGAAUUCGAGAUGGCAUUUGCGAUGUGCUUAUG
Paraphaeosphaeria sporulosa is the source of this 2187-nucleotide messenger RNA. RefSeq lists its product as uncharacterized. The record is from RefSeq and is a predicted model, not a curated record. The coding region runs from base 44 to 1912 and encodes 622 amino acids. Gene Ontology annotation, molecular function: metal ion transmembrane transporter activity. Gene Ontology annotation, cellular component: membrane. The transcript is spliced from 2 exons. Lineage: Eukaryota; Fungi; Ascomycota; Dothideomycetes; Pleosporales; Didymosphaeriaceae. Gene Ontology annotation, biological process: metal ion transport; transmembrane transport.